AUGGAGAAUGAAUGGCAUAAUCGAACAUCGUAUCUCCUACCCUACCUUACCUUCAAGUGUCAACAGAGCAUACCAUCUCUGUCUCUGAUGCAUGCCUUUUCGCGCAUGGGCUGUCCAUGGCAGGAUCAUGGGCUUCGUCUGACAUCGAUCGCCGAUGAUUAUAGAGUACCUUUUUGGGAGUUGGUCACGGCAGUAUGCCACGUGCUGCACGUUCUACUCAGCCGCAAGAUUCUCCCAAGCGUCCAGACGAAUAAUCUACCUCCCGCCGAAUUGUCUCCCACCCGAUCACGAACAGACCCUCCAGCUUCGCCGCCGCACAAGCACGAGAAAUCCCAUCUGGCCCGCCGAUUACGCUCAGAGAGUCUGAGAAAUAAGCCUGCAUCGAAUCAUCACCACCACCAUUACCGGCAUAGCGCGAGAGAGACAGUUCAGUCAGCGAUAGAGUUGCGACCACCGAUCAGUUUCGACUCCCUGCUACGACGAGACAAGAAGACUCCCGAUUCGAGUCGAAAUGCAAGUAGCAAUCAGCAAAGAACUCCGCCAAUUCAACAACGCAAUGCUACUUACGAUGGAGCGGCGGAGCAAGCACAACGAGUGGUGGUCAAGCCUGGUGAUGUCAAGAAAGCACAGGAUGACAAUGCGAAGCGAGAAAAGGAACUUCGCGCAAGUCUACAGAAUGUCGAAGAGGUCGCCAUGAGCAGUACAAGACAGCUGGACGAUACAUAUUACACAAUCCUGGACAAAGCCUCGCUACUGCGAUCGACGGUCGCUAACCUCCAGCAACUCGCGGAGGAAAGCCGCGAGAUGCAUGCUACAUUCCAGGAACGUACAGGCAAGCUAGAGGACGACACUCGCGGCCUGCUUCAGUCCUUCGACAAUUUCAAUGCUCAGGAGAAGCUUAUCGACGAUCUUGUGUCACAGCUCAAAGCGUCAAAGAGUCAAACGGCCGAACUCAACAACCGCCUCGAAGCCGCACGCAACCGGGUAGAAGCCUACGAGAAGCGGGAGAAGGUCAAAGCGGCGAAUCGAAGGAAACGUUGGGGAGCGAUUUGGGGAGUGCUGGUCGGGAUCGUGAUUCUGGUGGUCGCAUAUGUGAUCGCGAGGAACCGCAGCGCAGUGGGAAGCCGCGUGCAUGGAGUGGUAGAAGUUAUGGACCGUCUUGGGAAUGAAUUGAAGGCUUCGGUCUCUGCGCUGAAGCCGAUGCCAAGUCAGAGUGAGGAUCCGUACCUGAAGAGGCUGUUUGAUGAGAUUUGA
Messenger RNA from Zymoseptoria tritici IPO323, 1254 nucleotides. RefSeq lists its product as uncharacterized. The record is from RefSeq and is a predicted model, not a curated record. Bases 1 to 1254 code for a protein of 417 amino acids. Lineage: Eukaryota; Fungi; Ascomycota; Dothideomycetes; Mycosphaerellales; Mycosphaerellaceae. The transcript is spliced from 3 exons.